Ictalurus furcatus (blue catfish) is the source of this 1917-nucleotide messenger RNA. Its product is annotated as troponin I, fast skeletal muscle. The coding region runs from base 1059 to 1595 and encodes 178 amino acids. The transcript has 7 exons. Gene Ontology annotation, biological process: muscle contraction. Gene Ontology annotation, cellular component: troponin complex. The record is from RefSeq and is a predicted model, not a curated record. NCBI's taxonomy places the organism in Eukaryota, Metazoa, Chordata, Actinopteri, Siluriformes, Ictaluridae.
CCUUGGCUGUUAGGAUGGUCCUGUCUGAUCUAAUUGUGUCUGAUCUGGAGGGUGUUUGUUGGUUUUGCAGUAAACAGACACAGUAAACAGACGUGUUACAGUGUCUGUGUUCUUUAGUCUUUGUACAUAAGAUUACAGUAGGAGGGGGGAAAAAACACUCCUUUAAUUACGAUAAUAUAAUGAUCCUAUAUACAUUUAUUAAGUUAUAUAUGGCCUUCUUAGAUGAUGAUUGUGUAUGCAUUUGGAUAGAGGGUUUUCUGUAAUUCUUCAUGUAAGUGAAAAAUCAAGUUAUUUAAGUAGCUCAUAUCAGUUUACACAUCUGCUGGUUGAUAAAUUGUGUGUUGAGCUGAGAUAUAAAAACAAAAUUCCUCAAGGUUCUGAUCUCCAGAAAGUGAUAUGGCAGUGUUUAUCUUGUUGCGUCUUCAAAAUCUCCAUAUGCGAAUAUGAGGCUUCAGAUGGCAUUUCUGAUGUGCAUGGAAUGUGAGAGACACUAUGAGGAUCCCAGUGCCAUAGUGUAUGCAACGGGCUUUGUGUGAGUGGAAAAAAGAUAACGGGAGAUUAACUCACAUUAUCGAGAUCUUAAUUCUGGUGAAAUAUUCUGACCUUUAAAUUGUGGUGGCUGACUUUGUAAGAGAGGUGAUGAUGUGCAUCAUACAUUAGAAUUAGUGACAUAAAGAAAUGCUAGUUUUUCUUUUGCUGUUUAUCUGUUCGAUUCUAAUUUUGUUCCAUGAAAUUUGCUUCAUAUUUGGAUUUUAUUUUAUUUUUUUCACACCAGGAUGACAUUCUUGUCUUGUCUUGAAUAUAUUAAACAGUCCUGAUAAGCUGCGUGCAAAUACUUUUUUGUCACCAGUUUGUGCUAUGCUGAAUAAGCUUACAGAGCUUUUUCAUAUGAAUCCUAAGCCACUUUAUAAACCACAGGAGCUAAUGUAUAUGUCAUCUUAGCUAUCUCAGGACAUUUCCAGAAGGCCAGGUGGACUCUGAAGUCGUAUCAAGUGUUUUGACAAUCGUCCAAAAAUACAAGCCUGUCAAGCAAGGUGUAAAAACUAAAUCCAGCCAAAAUGUCGGAGAAAAAGAUGUCAUCGAGUCGCAAGCAUAAUCUGAAGAGCUUGAUGCUCUCCAUCGCUAAAGGUUUACUUGAGGUUGAAGCAAAGGAAAAAGAAGAGGAGAGGAAAAGGUACAUGGUAGAGACAUGCCCUCCAUUAUCCCUGCCAAGUGGUGUACAAGCACUACAGGAGCUGUGCAAAGAACUUCACCAUAAAAUUGAUGUGAUUGAUGAGGAGAGAUAUGAUCUGGCGAACAAAGUUGACAAAAGUUCUAAGGAGAUUGAGGACAUGAAAAUUAAAGUUCAGGAUCUGAAGGGCAAGUUCAAGAAGCCAGCUCUGAGGAAGGUGCGCAUGUCUGCUGAUCAGAUGCUUCAGGCUCUGCUCGGCUCUAAACACAAGGUGUCUCUGGACCUGAGAGCCAACCUGAAACAAGUGAAGAAGGAGGUCAAGGAGGAGGAUAAGGAACUGCGUGAUGUCGGGGACUGGCGUAAAAACGUUGAAGAUAAGGCUGGCAUGGAUGGCAGAAAGAAGAUGUUUGAGUCCGAGGCUUAAAUAAUCAUAUGUAGUCUAGUCUUCAAUGCUUCUACGGAUUAACUGUUGUGUGCUGCUGCAAGAGGAAUGGAAAUGUCAGGUUUAGCAUAUGGACAAAAUCAUUGAUAGUAUCAGAAAUGGCAAAGCAAAACAAAUGAAAUGUUGUAAGUGUUAUAUUCUGUUUCAGAAUAUAAGUUUCAGAAUUCAGUUGUAUUUUGUGCAGUUAUAAAGAACUUCAUACAGAACAUUUGUAUUGUGCAAUUCAAUUUUCCAGUGCAUGAAUAAACGGUCUAAAGUACAUUUGCAUUUUUGUCUUAAUUUAUGUCAAAAUAAUGCCAUACUU